AUGCGCCGCUCGUCGUGCACCCUGCUGUGGGCUUGCCUGCUGCUGGCCACCACCCUCUGGGUGGAUCGCGCCGUGGCCGUGCGAGAGCAUGACUUCAAAAAGUGCCGCGACUCGUCCUUCUGUCGCAGGAUCCGCCGCCAAUCCGAGUACGUAGAGCAGUGGCAGCAGGAUCACAACGAGCCCUUCACAUCUCCCUACUCGGUCGCCAGCCAAACACCCAACUUUGUUCACGCCAACGCCAGCAUCAACCUUCCGCUCUCCUCGGCCCUGCACCCCGACAUCCAGUUCGAGCUCUCUCUCACCUUCUUCAAGGACGGAACCGCUCGCGUUCGCGCUGACCAGCUGGGCGAGCGCUACGGAGGCUGGAAACGCUACGACGAGGCCGCCAAGUGGGCAGUCGAGCAGCUGCCCGACUUGGCCUCGGCACCUUCGGACACGCGCAUCGACUCGCACAAGCACGGCUUCCAAGUCCACUUUGGGCCGCAACAUUCGCGCUCGCUCAGGCUCCAAUUCUCUCCGCUCAAAAUCGAAAUCCUCAGAGACGGCGAGGUCCAGGUCGUGCUCAACGAUCGCGGUCUCUUGCACCUCGAGCACUUCCGCAAAAAGCCAGAGCCCUUCCCAACCGUCAAGCAGGAAGACCAGGAGGUACAUCAGCUCGUAUUCCAGCGCAACAAGCGCUCCAUCCUCAGCUCCCCCUCUUCUGCGCAGUACACCGAGUCGCUCGUCUCCCAAUGGGCAGGCUUCGAGAAGGAGGACAACGGCGAGUGGGAAGAAACCUGGGCCUCGCGCCGUGACAGCAAGCCAAAGGGUCCCGAGGCGCUCGCCCUGGACAUGACCUUCCCAGGCUACACCCACCUCUUUGGCCUGCCCGAGCAUGCCUCUCCGCUCUCGCUGCGAUCCACCCGAAAUCCCGUCGGUCGCCCCGCUGCAGACGACGAGAAGGACCGUUUCGACGACCCCUAUCGUCUCAUGAACACCGACGUGUUCGAGUACGAUCACAAUUCUCCCAUGAGCCUCUACGGCAGCGUCCCCGUCCUGCACGCCCAGAGCAAGGACCGCGCCGUCAGCGUCUUCUGGCUCAACGGUGCAGAGACCUGGAUCGAUCUCCACAAGUCCACCUCUUCCAAAAGGUCUCCGGACACCACAUCCUACUCGCACUUCUUCUCCGAGUCCGGCAUCCUCGACCUCUUCAUCUUCACAUCCGCAGACGCAAAGACCAACAUGGCACACUUCACCCGCCUCGUGGGCCGAACCGUACUGCCGCAGUACUUUGCCAUCGGCUACCACCAGUGCCGCUGGAACUAUCUCACCGAUUCCGACGUCAAAGAUGUGAGUCAGAGGUUCGACGACGAGGACAUCCCCAUGGACGUCAUGUGGCUCGACAUCGAGUACAGCAAGGACCACAUGUACGGCGUUUGGGACGAAAAGGCGUUCAAGGACCCCGAGGGGAUGGUCAAGGCUCUCGAUGACAAAGGCCGCAAGCUGGUCGUCAUCAUAGAUCCGCAUCUGAAGCGCACGCGCGACUACUGGCUCUACGCCGAAGCGCAGGACAAGAAGCUGCUCGUCAAGGACUCGGACGGCAAGGGCGAGUACGAAGGCUGGUGCUGGAGCGGCUCCGCCAGCUGGCUCGACAUGUUUGAGCCCGCCAGCUGGAAGUGGUGGGCCGAUCAAUUCACACUCAAGGGAAGUGCGCUGGCAGGCAAGAUCCGCGCCAACGCGCGCAACGUGUUUGUGUGGAACGAUAUGAACGAGCCAGCCAUCUUCAAUGGACCCGAAGUCACUUCACCCAAGGACGUCAUCCACGCCGGCGGCUGGGAGCACCGCGAUCUGCACAACAUCAACGGCAUCCUCUUCCACAACCAGACUGCGCGUGGCUUGCGCGACCGCGAGCUCUCGCUUCCCAGCUCCCUGGGAGGAGGCAAGCCACGCAGGCCCUUCGUCCUGUCGCGCGCCUGGUGGGUCGGCACUCAAAAGUACGGAGCGAUCUGGACCGGCGACAAUCUGGGCACAUGGGAGCAUCUGGCCGUGAGCGUGCCCAUGAUCCUGGCCAACAACAUUGGUGGAAUGAGCUUCUGCGGUGCCGACAUUGGCGGCUUCUUUGGCAACCCAUCGUCCGACAUGCUCGUCCGCUGGUACCAGGCUGGCAUCUUUGAGCCGUUCUUCCGGGCCCACGCACACAUCGACACCAAGCGCCGCGAGCCGUACUUGCUCGAGGAGCCUCUGCGAAGCGCCGUUCGAGAGCUCAUCAAGCUGCGGUACAAGAUGCUCCCCAUGUGGUACACUGCCUUCAAGGACAAUGCCGUGACGGGUAUGCCGGUGCUGCGACCGCAGUACCUGAUGUUCCCCAACGAUCCGGACGGAUUCGCCAUCGACACGCAGUACUACAUCGGCGACUCGGGACUGCUGGUUCGUCCCGCUGUGGACAAGGAUGUGGACUCGGUGUCGAUCUAUCUGGCGGAAGACCGACCGUACUACAACUACUUUACGCACGAGGUGUACCAGGGCAGCGAGCGCGGACGAAGCGUCACGGUGGCCGCGCCGCUUACGGAACAGAUGCCGCUCUUGCACCGCGGUGGCUCAAUCCUUCCGCUUCGCGAGCGUGCCCGGCGAGCGGCGGAGCUCGGACGUACCGAUCCUUUCACGCUCGUCGUAGCUCUGGACAAGGAGGGGCGACUCGGCAAGAGUGGAGCGUCGAAUGUGCUCGCCGAAGGAAGCCUGUACCUGGACGACGGGCAGACGUACGAGUUUGAAGAGGGCCAAUUUGCAUGGCGCCGAUUCGAGUGGACGCGCGACACGGCUCCGGGCAAGCACGUGCUGCGUAGCACCGACGAGUCUGCACUCAAGAUGGGCGAUGCCGAGCUGGUGUUGGGCGACAGCAAGCAGCUGCAGGCGUACGACGAGUCCAACGCGUAUGCACAAUCCAUCAAGGAUGUGCGAGUGUCCAAGGUGGUCGUGCUUGGCUUGGAGCGCGAGCCCAAGGCGGUGCACAUCCAGGGCAAGCGCGUGCAGAAGGACGCUGCAGCGUCGGUGGUGGAAUGGACUUGGAAGAGCGGCACGAGCGCCUCGGGCAAAGGUGGCGCCUUCACUCUUGGAGCCAACACGGCUUCGGAACUGGUGAUCAAGGACCCUGCCGUCGCGCUUGUGUCGGACUGGACGAUCGAGUUGGAGUUCUAA
This is a messenger RNA of Moesziomyces antarcticus, 3174 nucleotides long. RefSeq names its product glycoside hydrolase family 31 protein. The record is from RefSeq and is a predicted model, not a curated record. The transcript has a single exon. Lineage: Eukaryota; Fungi; Basidiomycota; Ustilaginomycetes; Ustilaginales; Ustilaginaceae. Bases 1 to 3174 code for a protein of 1057 amino acids. Gene Ontology annotation, biological process: N-glycan processing; carbohydrate metabolic process. Gene Ontology annotation, molecular function: carbohydrate binding; alpha-glucosidase activity. Gene Ontology annotation, cellular component: glucosidase II complex.